AUGCCGUCAGCUGUUCCUGUCGUCCAACGCAUUGACGCCUCGGAACCAGAGGCUAUCAUUGAGGCGUUGAAGAAGGAUGGUGGCGUCAUCAUCAAGAACUUCACUACUCCAGAAUUAGUUGACCAAGUCAAUGCUGAGACGCAACCGUACCUGCGCAAGGAUAAGCCGUGGAAGGGCGCGCUCUUCCCGCCAGAGACCCGCCGCUGCACACGCCUGGUCUCGCGCUCACCGACGGUCCGCAACCACUGGCUGGUGCACCCGCUGGUCUCGCGAUUGACGUCGCACUUCCUGUCCAAGGCGACGCACUGCUGGUACAAUGAUGACCGGCACGAGUACACGCUUUAUCCCAUUCUGUCGAGCAGCAUGACGCUUGAGUGCAACCCGGGUGGCGCAGGUCAGCGGUUGCACCGCGACGAGAAGGUGCAUCAUGGGUGGCGCGACGACCAAACGGCCACUGGUUAUCGCAUGGGCAGUGACGUGAUGAUGGCUUUCCUGAUUCCUGGGACGCAGACGACGCCGGAGAACGGGGCGACGGUGCUGACUGUGAAUUCAUGCAAGGCUAUUCCUGGCUCUCACCUCUGGGGCAUGGAGCGCCACCCGAAGAUGGAGGAAGCGGUACCAGCGACCAUGAUGCCCGGCGAUGCGUGGUGCCAUCUAGGCGGGCUCUACCACGCAGGCGGCGCGAACAAGACGGCAGACUGGCGGCGACCAAUGCACUCUAUGUUUUUCUGUCAGAGUCAUCUGCGCACCGAGGAAAACCAGUACUUGAUCCACACCAAGGAGGAAGUGGCUUCGUGGUCGCGCGAAGUGCAACGAGUGAUGGGUUACGACAUUUCGAGCCCCAAUCUGGGUUUUGUUGAUUUCAUCACGCCGUACAAGUGGCUGACAGGAGAUUACAAUCCGGACGAGAUUGACGAUUUGGACCCAAUUAAGACCUAG
Messenger RNA from Lasiodiplodia theobromae, 939 nucleotides. Its product is annotated as Phytanoyl- dioxygenase. The record is from RefSeq and is a predicted model, not a curated record. The transcript has 4 exons. Lineage: Eukaryota; Fungi; Ascomycota; Dothideomycetes; Botryosphaeriales; Botryosphaeriaceae. The coding region runs from base 1 to 939 and encodes 312 amino acids.